AUGGAGGUUUGCAAAGAUGGAAUAAGUCAUACAACAAUUCAUGAAGACAAUACAACGGCGUCCCAGGUAACGGUGUCAACUUUCAGCGGCGGUCGCACCUCAAGUUUUGAAGCCUUAAUAAAUAUUGACGAUGCCUUAUUGGAAACUGAUAGAAAUAUAAAGACUUUUGAUAUACACAAUAGGCCUUCUUUGUCAGAUUUUGCAGAGAAAAUUCGCUUGCUGGAGAUUGAAGGAAAUAAAUUGAGGGAAGCUACCGUAUCAAGUUUGGGCCAUGUUAAUGGAUAUAGCUUCGAUAUCAAUAAUUUUGAGAUUCCAAAGAUCCAGUCUCCCAGUCUAGACAGUUUGUCUGCUCUGAUUGAUAUUUCAGCUGAACAAAGGUUUAUCUCAGAUCUCAGAACUCAGUUGGAGAAACAGAGCAAGGAGACGGAGCGUCUCCAGAAGCAACUUGGAGAUGUCUCAACCCUAUGCAGCACUUCUACCUCACUUCACUCCAGCAGCCAAAAUUUGUGCCCCAACUUUGACCACAAUAUGGGCUCUGUAGGCAACAAUGCAUUUAUAUAUCAUUCCUGCGGUCCAGAAAAGCUGGCGUUUUCUGUCGUGCCCAACAGUGAGCUGCGGCAGUCAUUGAGCUGUAGGAAUUUCGAUUAUGAACCUCCGCCUCAUCUGCAGAGAUCACUGAAAGAAUCACAAGAGCACAUUAUGGAUCUCAGACAAAAAUUGCAAGAGUUAACUGAAUCAUCAGAACAACAAAAAAGACAGUUUUCCAGGACAGUUGAAGAUUUGAGGACCAAACUGCAUGAUACAAUGCUCAACAGAGAUACAGUUCUUGAGCUGAGGCAAAAAGAAUCAAACAGCCAGGGACUUUUGAUAAACAAACUACAGUCUUCCUUCACCCAGCUUCAAGAGAAAUACACUUUGCAAGAAGAGACCCUGGCCUCAGUUUCCAAGAAACUUGAUUUCUACAAUCAGAAUGACUAUGAAAUGGAGGCAGCACUGUCUCAGAUCAGAAAUAUUCUUGUAGAGAGGGAGAAGAAACGUGGGCAGCCAUAUUUUGAAGCUGAGCCAGCUACUAGUCAGAGUGCCACCAUGUUGGCUCAUACAUUUGAGAAUUGUCUGCAGGAGCUGGAUCACUUGAUUAGUGUCAAAACUGGCAGGGUAUCAGAGCUGGAGGCAGAUGUGAAUGAAAUCAAGAGACACUCAGCAGAGAGGGAGAAAGCUCUGGCCAAAGAAUAUCAGGAAAUGUUGAAAAAAGAAGUUGAUGAUGUAGCUAAAAAGAUCACAGAGCUGCAUGCUGAACAUGGGCAAACCAUCACUGAUCUGACAGAGUCAUUAGCUGUUGCCAAGCAACAGGUUACUGCACUCCAGAAUCAACUAGAGACAAAUGAGACAAUCAGCCAGCAUAAUAUCCAAGCUAAAGAGAUGGAAAUCAGAGAUUUACAAGACAGAAUAGAUGAACUGGAAGCAGACCAUAUGAAGGCUAAGGCCCUGUGGCAUGAGAAGUUGAUUGAAGCUAAACAUGACCAGGUUGCAACUGAAAGAUUGCGUCAGGCCCUGGAGUUGAGCUUAGAUCAGGUACAGAGAGAGCUCAUUGAAACUAAAGCAGAAAAAAAUGAGUUAAUGAGAUCAGAAGCUGCUCUUAACUCCCAGAUUGAAGACUUUCAGUCCCUGGCAAGCAGAUAUGAAAAUGACCUUGAAACUGAACGCGACCGCAUACAACAACAGCGCAAACGAGAGGAGGAUCUGAGGUCACAGAGGCUGGAAAAGAUGCUGGAGGUUGUCAAGCAGGAGUGCAGUGCAACAGUGUCUGACAGGGUUGCCAGUGCUGAAAAGUUUGAAAGAGAUCGUUACCUCGACCAACUCAACAGCUUGUCUUCCCAGCUGUCCACCAUGACGGAGAGUUGUAACAAACUAACCACUGAGAAGCAGAUGGCUCAGAGUGAGACUGCGGAUCUUAGGUCACAAGUUGAAGAGCUACGACUCAAGCUGGAGAAGACCAGGUCCCAGUUGGAGUCAGUUUCAGCAGAAAGGUUGAAUCUAAAUUCUUUGUUGGAAGAAAAACAAGAAAACUUGGAUAGACAGCAGAAGGAGAAAGAUUGUUACCUCAAGAUGGUAGAACAGCAAGCUGAUGAGGUAACUGAGCUAAAAGAAGCUGUGGAUAGGCUGAAGGCACAGUUGGAUGAAAAGGAGAAAUUUUUCAGCACUUUGAGCCAGCAGUCAAGUAAUAUCAAUCAUCUUAUGGAGGUAAAUGCCAGGGCUAAUGAAAACAUAAAGGAAGAACGAGAGAAGCUGGCAUUGGCUUUGAAAGAUAAAGAUUCACAGGUGGAGAUGUUAAAAGUAUCCCAGAACAUGUUGCAUAAGAAGUUGAAAACUAGAGACAGAAGAAUGAAGGAUCUUGAAGAUGAGAGGUUGAAGAUAACAGAGGAGCUUGCCACAAAGAACCAAGAACUAGAGCUUUUGCAGCAAGAAAAAGAGAACAUCUUCAAAGAGCUCAAGGAAAGUAGAAUAGAAGUUGCUAACUGGAUGUCUAGGAGAGAUCUUCUUAAAAAGGAAGUAGUGAGAGGAAGAGCUCUUCAUGCCAAAGAGAUAAAUAAAUUGCAAACAAAACUAAAAGAAUAUGAGCAAGGCUACAGACUGUCGCAGAGAGCAUUAAGAAGUAAAGACAUGACAGAUCACAGAGCUGUAAAAUUUGCAGACAAGAUUCAGAAAGAGAUGACUGUGAAGAGAAGUGAAGUUGAUCAGCUGCUGUCAAAACUACAUAAUUUGGAGGAUAAUUUAGAAGCUGUUACCAAG
Messenger RNA from Candidula unifasciata, 2790 nucleotides. The record is from the annotation of a GenBank genome assembly. Lineage: Eukaryota; Metazoa; Mollusca; Gastropoda; Stylommatophora; Geomitridae.